CAGAGAGAGGAUCUGGUGGCAGUGCCUGGGAAAGGGACAGAAGAGCACAGAGCCCGCACCGUUUCGCAUUGCAGACAUCAUGGGUGUCGAGAUCGAAAUUAUUACUCCAGGAGACGGUAGGACAUUCCCAAAGAAGGGCCAAACAUGUGUUGUCCACUAUACAGGGAUGCUGCAGAACGGUAAGAAGUUUGACUCAUCCCGAGACAGGAACAAGCCUUUCAAGUUCAAGAUUGGACGACAGGAAGUGAUCAAAGGUUGGGAGGAAGGAAUAGCACAGAUAAGUUUAGGCCAGAGAGUAAAGCUGACCUGCACACCUGAUGUUGCAUAUGGAGCCACAGGGCACCCCGGAGUCAUCCCUCCAAACGCCACUCUGAUCUUUGAUGUGGAGCUCCUGCGGAUAGAGUGAUACAUGCGGAGAACAGGCUGGCCAGAGAUCUCUCAACACCACCAUCAUCCUCUUCCUUUAUAUUGCGCCAGCUCACUGGCGGAGCAGACUGGCAAUCACCCCUUUUUGAGAUUUCUGCUCCUGCAGUGAGAAGGUCAACAAGUCUUCACAGGAAAGCCUAACUGUACAAAGGCAGUAAAAUCAUAUGAUGCACUCUACACUUGCAGCAUGGGGCUUUGUAAAAUCAGGAUGGGCUGAAACUAGUAAUAUGUAACUAUUGUGGAUUAUUAACCUUGUAUCUGUCUGUUAGUUUUAUCUGAGAAAAAAUAUACUCAAACUUUGUUGAGGAUUUUCUUUUCUUUUUUUCUUUUCUUUUUUUUAAAUAGUACUCUGAAUCUUGGAUUUUACCACAAAAAAUAUGGCUUCUGUGAUGUCAAGAUAUGUGAUUCUUCUGGUUGCCAUGAAACCUAAAACCAGCCUAUAUGUCUAUAUAUUACAAGGGUACAAAGUACAACUUUUUCUAUUUUAUACUGUAAAACCGUUUUAAAAUGUUCUUUAAAAAUUAAGGACCAUAUUUGUCUGACACAUGACAUUCUAUGGUGUCUUCCACAGGCUAAUGUUGUCCCAUGACAGAUAUCUGUUCAGUGAGUAGAUCAGAAGAAAUACCCUGCUGUUAGUUGGUGCACAUAGGGAUUGACACUGUACUAAAACAAAUGUAUUUAAUCCAUAUGAAAAAGCUGUAUCUAAAUGUGUUUGUUUUGGCCAGAAAAAAAUAAGAGCUAAAAGUGGUUUAAAUUGAAAUUAAAGCUAAUUCAUAUAUAUCAGAUAGGUACUUCCUGUUAUUUCUCGAUGAACAUAUAUAUCACAUAGGUACUUCCUGUUAUUUCUCGAUGAACACAUAUAUCAGAUAGGUACUUCCUGUUAUUGCUCGAUGAACAUAUAUAUCAGAUAGGUACUUCCUGUUAUUUCUCGAUGAACAUAUAUAUCAGAUAGGUACUUCCUGUUAUUUCUCGAUGAACAUAUAUAUCAGAUAGGUUCUUCCUGUUAUUGCUCGAUGAACAUGUAUAUCAGAUAGGUACUUCCUGUUAAUCCUCAUUGAACAUAUAUAUCAGAUAGGUACUUCCUGUUAUUGCUCGAUGAACAUAUAUAUCAGGUAGGUACUUCCUGUUAAUGCUCAAUGAACAUAUAUAUCAGAUAGGUACUUCCUGUUAAUGCUCCAUGAACAUAUAUAUCAGAUAGGUACUUCCUGUUAAUGCUCAAUGAACAUAUAUAUCAGAUAGGUACUUCCUGUUAAUGCUCAAUGAACAUAUAUAUCAGAUAGGUACUUCCUGUUAAUGCUCCAUGAACAUAUAUAUCAGAUAGGUACUUCCUGUUAAUGCUCAAUGAACAUAUAUAUCAGAUAGGUACUUCCUGUUAAUCCUCAUUGAACAUAUAUAUCAGAUAGGUACUUCCUGUUAAUGCUCAAUGAACAUAUAUAUCAGAUAGGUACUUCCUGUUAAUGCUCAAUGAACAUAUAUAUCAGAUAGGUACUUCCUGUUAAUGCUCAAUGAACAUAUAUAUCAGAUAGGUACUUCCUGUUAAUGCUUGUUGAACAUUAGUAGGAAGUAAGGGUUAGCCAUUGAGCAUUAAAGAGACAUGAAUGCAGAUAGAGCAUACAAUUUUAAACUUCUUUCCAAUUUUCUUCUACCAUCUAAUUUGCAUUGUUCUCUUUGUAUCCUUGUUGAAAAUCAUACAUUGGUAUGCUCAGGGGCAGCAAUCCACGACUGGGAGCUACCUGCUUAUUGGUGGUUGCAUAUAUAUGCCUCUGGUCAUUGGCUCAUCCAAAGUGUUCAGCUAGCUCCAAGUUUUUUAUUUCCUUUUAAGUACACAGCUGGUACUGCUGUAUUCAUUAAAUUUAAAUGCAAACCACUUUAAGUUAAUGCAAAGUAAAUAUCUUAACAUGUUUAAAUGCUGCUUACUCAUAUUUCUGAUAUAACUUUUUUUGAGUACAGUGUCUGUUUAAGUUCCUGAUUUAAACUGUUCAACCUCAGAAUCUGAAUAUCCAUAUCGUAGAAUCUUCCCAGAUCUUGGCCUAGCCCCAGGGGAAAAAAUAUAUAUACACACACAUACAGUGUUCUCCCCAGGACCUUUGUAAGCGAGUGCACAACCUGGCUGAUUUUACUGACCACCUGACUAAAAUGUUGACCAUAAUUAAGCCAAAAUUAGAAAAUAUUAAAAAUGUUCAAUUUUUAUUACAAAAAUUAUCAUUAAAUACAUUUAUGUUAAAUUAUGCAAUUAGUUUGUGCUUUGGAUAGCAGAAAUUAUAUAAUAUUAGAAAAUAUUACACUGGCCCCACCCGGCUACUUCAUAAUGCCACCCGGCUGGCAAAAUAUUACACUGGCCCCACCCGGCUACUUCAUAAUGCCACCCGGCUGGCAAAAUAAUCUGUGGGGAACACUCUAUGUAUGUGUGUAUAUAUAUAUAUAUAUGUAUACACACUCUGCUGCACAGCUAAAGGGGGGCUUUUAAUGCUGUUUUCAUCAUAAUACCUUUUUUAAGUUGUGUCCGUGUUACUGUCUUUAAGAUUAAAGCUUUUGUUAAUUUAAAAAAAAAAGGACUACAAAUUAAACAGCAAGUCUCCCUACAACGUUCUCCCAAAGUUGUAUAUUUUAUUUGUCUUUUUUUCCAAGAGGGUCCAGCAAGUAAUUGCUUUGCACUGGAAACAAAACAAAAAAAAGUUUGUUUUUAUUUGCAUGUGAGAAAAAUUCACGAUAGUAAAUUAAUUAAAAGCAAAAAUCAAACCACUGCCUUAUAAUACACUUGGGAUCAAUAAAGAGGUGCUCAGAAUACACUGUGUAUGCAAAGUACACAAAUGGGCAUUAGCUAAUGGUUUCUUGCGCUACCAGUUUGACUCAAACGUGUCAGUUCUGCUGCUGUUUUAAGAAAGCCUCUCCUAUGAAUAAGUAUAUAAAGAUCUAUAUAUAUAUACACAAUAAAAAACAAUAAAACAUUCAUUACUUUACAA
This is a messenger RNA of Bombina bombina (fire-bellied toad), 3389 nucleotides long. RefSeq names its product FKBP prolyl isomerase 1B (gene FKBP1B). Gene Ontology annotation, molecular function: peptidyl-prolyl cis-trans isomerase activity. NCBI's taxonomy places the organism in Eukaryota, Metazoa, Chordata, Amphibia, Anura, Bombinatoridae. The transcript is spliced from 4 exons. The coding region runs from base 80 to 406 and encodes 108 amino acids. The record is from RefSeq and is a predicted model, not a curated record.